AAGUCCCCACCCAGCCUAUUAAAACAAACCCCUUCUGGACUCCCUGGGCAACCCCGCGUGAUCCUAGAUCUCGUGAGAUUUCGCCCUGAGGAAAGCGAGACCAGGAUUGGUCAGGUAAGGCUGUUUCCGGGGGGCGAGCGCAGGGCGGCUUACUGAGGCAGCAGCUUUCCUUUCGCGCCAGGCUCCGUGCAGGGGAGGCCACGUGGCGGGUGCGCGGUCUGGAGAAAAGGUAAGUUCAAAGCCUGGAUCCUCCUCCUUCUUGCAGGGUGACCUUGGACUAAUCGCUGGUAAACCGCCCUCCCCCCAAGUCCCACUUCUAUUUUCCGUCUGAAAAGUGAGUUCUCACAGCAGAGGGUCGGAGUGAAAACCGAGUAAUGUGCUCCGGCCCCGGGUAGCCUAGGCUGGCUGCUCCGGAAGAGUGGCCGCGCUUAUGAGUUUCAGACGUAAUAAUGCAUCGAACUCGAGCGCCCGUGUUUAUCGUUUGAUCUCGCUAGUUGGAUGGGUGUGCACUUGAAAUGGGGUGGCUGCUCUAGGAAUCUGGCCCCUCAGGAGGUGCCGGGGUAUGGGGGGAGGCAGGAGGAGGGGUGGAACGUGCACCGUGCCCUCAAGGGAACGGUCUCUUUGGACGGCGUACAAGGUCUGUCACUCCAGUUGGCCUCUGGUUCAACCCAUGGGGAAUUGUUGGUCAGGUUUGGAGAUGAGAAGAGAUUCCCGCUGAACGGGCAGGAUCAGGUCUCCGGUUUUCCAUUUUCUCAGCAUUGUUUGCAGAGAUUUUCAUAGGAGCCCGUGGCUUGCUAAAUACACGUGUUAACACACAGUCUCUUUGUUUCUGGAGCAUUUUGGAUCUUGCUCUCAGACUUGGGUAGACGCAGGUGACUGAGAGGAUAGGAGACCAGGGAAACCAAGUAUUGGAGGACCUGAGGCCAAUCUGAGCUGGACCGGAGUGGACGGAAGACACCUUCAGCUUCAAGAUCACAUUACCCAUCUCCCAGAGAAGUGUGAAGGGAGAGUAUGGAUGUGACAAAAGAAUGAAGAUGUCUCAGAGGAAGUGAUUCUGGCAGAAGUCUUCACACUAAAGGAACUCUCUCAAAAAUAUGUCAGGACAUUGAAAACAUGAAGGAUAAAAUGUUGGAAGUCUAUCCGAACUUAGAAAGCGGCAUGACAGUUUGCCAGGGCAUAGGAAAGAUGCUCACUCUAUACCACAAGUUACGUGGGAAGAACCCUGUCUUGACUCGAACAUUUGAGUUAUUCUGAUGUGGCCAAAACUCCCCCAAGUAUACCUCCAGGAUUCUUUUCAGAGCAGAUUCAUCAGGAUGAGCAUGCCGGCCCCGCCCAGACUCCUGGACCUGGCAGGUCAGAGCCUCCUGAGGGACCAGGCCUCGGCCAUCGCCGCUCUGGAGUUGCUGCCAAUGGAGCUCUUCCCACCGCUGUUCACAGCAGCCUUUGCUGGGAGGCACAGCGAGACCCUGAAGGCGAUGGUGCAGGCCUGGCCUUUCCCCUGCCUCCCUCUGGGGGCCCUGAUGAAGGAGCAGCAGCCUCACCAUGAGACCUUCCAAGCUGCGCUCGAUGGACUUGAUGUCCUGCUUUCCCAGGAGGUUCGCCCCAGGAGGUGGAAACUGCAGGUGCUAGAUUUACGGAAGAAUGCUCAUCAGGACUUCUGGACUGUGUGGUCUGGGACCAGGGCCAGUAUGUACUCCCUGUUGGAGCCAGAGGUGGCCCAGCCCAUGAGGAAGAAGCGAAAAGUGGAUGGUUGCAGGCCACGGCCCAAGCCACCCUUGGCUCCUGUGGAGGUGCUGAUAGAUCUCUGCCUCAAAGAAAGUACCCCUGAUGAGUCCCUCGCCUACCUCAUCCAGAAAGUCAAGCAGAGGAAGGGUCUGCUGCACCUGUGCUGUAAGAAGCUGAAGAUUUUCGCGAUGCCCAUGCAGAACAUCAAGAUGAUCUUGAAAAUCGUGCAGCUGGACUCCAUCCAGGAUUUGGAAGUGAAUUGCACCUGGAAACUGUCUACCCUGGGGAAGUUUGCCCCUCACCUGGGCCAGAUGGCCAAUCUGCGCAGGCUCCUCCUCUCGCACAUCCACAUGUCUUCCCACAGCACCCCGGCGAAGGAGGAGCAGUGCGUCAGCCAGUUCACCGCUCAGUUCCUCAGGCUGCACCACCUUGAGGAGCUCUAUUUGGACUCCAUCUCCUUCCUCCAAGACCGCCUGGACCGGGUGCUCAGGUGCCUGAAGACCCCCUUGGAGACCCUGUCAAUAACUAAUUGCCUGCUUUCAGAAUCCGACUUGACAUAUCUGUCCCAGCACCUGAACGUCAGUCAGCUGAAGGACCUGGGUCUCAGCGGGGUCAGCCUGACCAAUAUGAGUCCUGGGCCUCUCCAAGUUCUGAUAGAGAGAGCCUCCGCCACCCUCCAGGACCUGGACUUAGAUGAGUGUGGGAUCAUGGACUCCCAGUUCACGGUCAUCCUGCCUGCCCUGGGCCGCUGCUCCCAGCUUACAACCUUCAGCUUCUGUGGAAACCCCAUCUCCAUGGCUGUCCUGGAGAACCUACUGCGCCACACCAUCGGGCUGAGCAACCUGAGUCACGUGCUGUAUCCGGCCCCCCUGGAGAGUUACGAGGACGUCCGUGGCACCCUCCACCUGGGCAGACUGGCCCAGCUGCAUGACAGGCUGAAGCAGAUGCUGCAGGAGUUGGGGCGGCCAGGCAUGGUCUGGUUCAGUGCCAACCCCUGCCCUCACUGUGGCGACAGGACCUUCUAUGACCCGGAGCCCAUUCUGUGCCCCUGUUACAUGCCUGCCUAGCUGGAUACACAUAUCACAGGCUUUAUUCUGGGCACUUGGACACUGAAGCCCAGGCAGAAGUGUCUUAAAGGAGCACAGAAGCCACAGUUUGAGAAAAUCAUCCUGAUGCGAGCAAGAGAAGGAAAGUGAUUCAGGGAGGGGGAGAUGUUGACUUGGGACUUAAUAGGAUCUUUGGGGAGAUGCAUCUGAUAGUGUUAGAAAUAUGAAUCUGAAUUUCUAGAGGGAGAUUCGGGUUUGGGCGGUGGAUGUGGGAGUUACCCCUGCAUGGAUGGUUGUAAAGACAUGGUCAGAAAUAAAGAGAA
Molecule: messenger RNA, 3094 nt
Organism: Ailuropoda melanoleuca (giant panda)
Lineage: Eukaryota; Metazoa; Chordata; Mammalia; Carnivora; Ursidae
Product: melanoma antigen preferentially expressed in tumors
Exons: 6
Coding region: 1254-2792 (512 amino acids)
Biological process (GO): negative regulation of cell differentiation; negative regulation of DNA-templated transcription; negative regulation of apoptotic process
Cellular component (GO): cytoplasm
Source: RefSeq, a predicted model, not a curated record